AAACAAAUGUUUAAACAGCUCUGUUCAACUUGUAAUAAACGUUUUUACAGAUUCAAAAUGCAACCUUAUUACUCUUGGGAAUUCUCAUUGUAAAUAAUAGGAAACAUAAGCGGAAAGCCGAUAAAUUCCACAUCGUGUUCUCGUGGUAAUGUAAAUACACAUUUGACAAGCAUAGGAAAUAUAAGUUUGGCGUCAAGCUGCUUUAGUUGCACAUGGAGCUGUUUUGAUGAUCCUUCCGCGAAAUUGUUUGGUCAGCGUUUAACAGUGUGCUGUAUAUCUGUCAAUAAUUGGUAUUUGACUGUGUCUUCGUAAGAGCUAGUAAUUUUUCAAAAAUUGUGGUUUUCUAUCACAUAUUGGAGCUUUUAUGUUUAAAGGCCUAUGUUCUAACCUAAGGUGAUGUACAACUCGCGGAAACAUUUAAGAACAGACGAGAAAAUUUGGAAAUCAACUAAUAGAUGUAAAUGUGAAAAGGCUGACAGAAACUGUUCAUAUGCCCAAAGGGUUUCUGAGGAAUGCAAAGUUGUAUGUGUAGAUAAAAAUGAAACAACUUCCCAAAAUGAGCAAGAUGUUAAGCAAAGUUUAGGUUUACGAGUACAAGAAAUUGAUUUUUGGAGGUCUGAAUUGGAAGUUGAAUCUGAAGCUCUUGAUGCAGACAUUAACAAACUUGAACAUUACAGAAAUCGAUUGAAGCUUGCUCUGAAUGAUUGUUCUCAAUCACUUUCUGUCGUUGAACAAUGUUUGCAAUUCAGGAAAAGUCGAGAAGGCUUAGACCAAAUAUUUGAUGAGCCACAAAAGCAACUACAACAGGACGUUGAAUUGCUAACUGAAAUAAAAUUAUUGCAUAGCAGAAUGCUUGAAGAAGUUAGUGCUCAAAACAGGAAAAAUUCGUCCAUGAAGUUGUACUUGCAACACAUUAUUGAUGACAAACAGAGAUGUUUGGAAGGUGACAUACUAGCAUCUAACUUGAAUCGCACUUCUUAUUCCUUAUCACCUGGUCUGUUAUCUUUUGAUAGUCAAUCACCUUUACCAAAAUGUCAGUUUGUCACAGAAAGUGAAUGGGAAAGCAUAAUACUUCAGGCCAUACAAAAAGGAAAGAAACAUCGAAAGAAAUCUCAAGAUUUUCAUCCUUUGGUAGAAAGCAUUAUGAAGCAAACAACUAGAGACUCACAGUUGCAACAUAAAAGAGUUGUCUUAUCAUUCCAAAACAGAAUUAUGGAAACAGUGCAAGCUAAGAAACUGUUAGAGAUGCGUAUUACAAAGGUAAUAGAAGAAAUUGGAGAAAUUAGAUAUGCUCUUGCAAUACUGGAGGAAGAAGAGAAAGCUAAAAAGCCUUCCUUGAAUCUUGCUUGUCACAAACUGGAACUUCGUAAACAAUGCCAAAAUUUGGAAAUUUGUAUGGAUAAGGUUGAACUUGAGCUGGAGAAAGAAGUUUCCACUCUUCAACAAGCAGUUCAGGAACUUCACAUAAAACAUCAAGAGGCUAAAAAUAUUUUACAAAGACUGGAAGGAAAUAAAGUAGAGCUUGAAAAGGAUAUUGCAACAAAAACAAAAAGUCUUUACAUUGAUGAGAUACAAUGCUUAAGGGCAUUGGCCAGUGUUGUUAUAACAGAUCAUUGAUAUAUAGUGGUAAGAGAUAAUUUUCUUAAAGAUAAUAUUAGUUGAGUAUCUUAUAAUAAUCUUACACUUUUUUUGUAUACAAAAUGUAAGACACUUCACAUUAAAGUUGCAAUAACUUAUUUAUAGUGGCUACUUUGUAAGUGUGAAUUAACUAUAAUUUUCAUAACACCUUAGGCUUAAUAUAUUUUUUAACACUGCAUUCUUAAUUCAGUCCCUUAAGGUUUAUCAAGAAGCAUGUAAUAGUAUUUCAACCACACUAUGUUCACCAUAACAACUGUAACAAAUGGCUUAUACAAAUAGUGUUCUGUCCAAUACUAUGUUUGUUGUAUCCCAAACAGCCUCAUCAGCUCU
Messenger RNA from Limulus polyphemus (Atlantic horseshoe crab), 1968 nucleotides. RefSeq names its product tektin-1-like. Gene Ontology annotation, biological process: cilium movement involved in cell motility; cilium assembly. Lineage: Eukaryota; Metazoa; Arthropoda; Merostomata; Xiphosura; Limulidae. The coding region runs from base 397 to 1617 and encodes 406 amino acids. The record is from RefSeq and is a predicted model, not a curated record. Gene Ontology annotation, cellular component: microtubule cytoskeleton; nucleus. The transcript has 8 exons.